GAGGCGUUCAGUUAGUUCGGAGCUGCUGUGUGUGGACUGGAUGGGUUCUGGUGACGAGGAGCAGAACGCGAAUACUGAACCAGGAGGAAAGACGGUGGGGUUUGGCGUGUUGCUGCUUGAAGAAAAGUUGUUUCUGUCCUCCGGAUACAUGCUCAGGACAUUUAUUGCUAGAAGGAGCGCUGUACGGGCUGCUUGUUAUGAACAUUUAAACUCGGCCUGAAUUGAAGGAGGUGCAGAGCUGAGUGAGGCCCUGCAAUGAGAGCCCUUUGCCAUCCUGUCUCCCCCAGACCUCCAGGAGGAGCACACCGUGCGACACACUGAGUGUGCGGUUUGUCUGAUGCAGUCAGGCUGCCAUGGCUCUGGUUCAGGCACUACCUGUGAGUGACCAUCCCAAUCCAGGUCUUGACUUCCACCAGCGCCGGUCACCAUCAUCCCACUCCCCCUCAGAUCCCUGCUCUGGCCCUUGUGGGGCCUGCAGCUCUGAUACAGCCAUGGGUUCAGUCAGCAGUCUUAUAUCAGGCAGAACAUAUCAAGAGAGGCACUGCAGGGCUGGCAGCGAAUUCACCAACAAGCCACGUCGUUCUAUGCCAGCUACCAGCUGCUUCCAGCUACAGGAUAAGAGCCUCCGCAGUGGGAGCUCUCUGGAGCACUUGCUGGUAAACAACAAUCAAACACAGCCUCAGGCCCAGGUUUUACCUCCACCACUGCCCACUAAAAAGCAGCCGCGACCUGGAAACUCUGCCGGGGCAGGCGGAGGUGGAGUGGUUGCUGGAGCGCCAGAGGGUGGAACUAAUGCAAACUUUGCAUAUGUAAGUGAAGAUGUGGUUGUUGGAGACUGGAAUGACAACCUGGUGCUUACCGUUGCAAGCCCCUGCAGCGAUCCCGAGGACCAAAAGGACAAUGGGACUGUGAACGGCAACAUUGGUGGACCUCCUCCCAAACUCGUUCCAGUGUCUGGACAGCUAGAGAAGAACAUGGAGAAAGUGUUGAUCCGUCCCACAGCAUUCAAACCAGUUGUCCCCAAGAACCGUCACUCUGUGCAGUACCUGUCUCCACGGCCAGGAGGCAGCACUCUGUCAGAGAGCCAGGCCAGCCUGAACCUCCUGUUGCCCCUUGGUGCCCCCAACAGCACUAGCAGCACAAAUUGUAACAUUGGAAGCUGCAGCUCCAGCUCUGAGGGGAAACCAAACUUGUACAGCGGAGGUCGUAAUGCUCGCAGCAGCCAGUCCUGCUCCAUGUCAGAUUCAGGGAGAAACUCCCUCUCCAGCCUCCCUACUCAAAGCAGCACAGUCUACAGUUUGGCCCCCAGUGAGGGAUCCAGCUCGGGGUCUGGUUCCGGGGGCCCGGUGGAGCCUGUGUCAGCGCUGGUUCGCAACACUUCAGGAGGAAGUGGGAGCCAUGGUCAUAGCAAUUCAGACAGCGGACGUUCCUCCUCCAGUAAAAGCACAGGCUCGGGGUCGCUGAGUGGGCGCGGGCAGCCCCUGUCUGACAGCGGGUCCUGUGGCCACUCGUCACCGCCUGUGGAGGGAUACGAAGUGGUGAUGAAGGAACUGGAAGAGAAGCUGAGGGAGCGAGACCUGGAACUCCAACAGCUCCGGGAAAACCUGGAUGAGAAUGAAGCAGCCAUCUGCCAGGUGUAUGAAGAGAAGCAGCGACGGUGUGAAAGGGAGAUGGAGGAGUUAAGACAGAGCUGUGCAGUCAAGAUGAAACAGACGUCUCAGAAAGCUCAGAGAGCACAGCAGGUGCUGCAAUUGCAGGUAUUCCAACUACAGCAGGAGAAAAAUAAGCUGCAAGACGACUUCUCCUCUCUGCUGCAGGACAGAGAAACACUAGAGAGAAAGUGUGCCACCAUCCAGAGGGAGCAAACGCAGCUGGGACCUCGUCUGGAGGAGACGAAGUGGGAGGUGUGUCAGAAGUCUGGAGAGAUCUCGCUUCUGAAGCAGCAGCUGAAAGAAAUCCAGUCAGAGCUCAGCCAGAAAGCAGGUGACAUUGUGGUGCUAAAGGCCCAACUAAGGGAAGCUCGCUCUGAGCUGCAAGCAAGCCAGGCCCGAAGUCAGGAGGCCCAGAUUGCCCUGCGGACAAGAUCUCUGGAGCUGGAAGUCUGCGAGAACGAACUCCAAAGGCGUAAGAGCGAAGCCGAGCUUCUGCGGGAGAAGAUGAGCCGUCUGGAGGACGAGUCAGGCUGGCUCCGUGACACACUGUCCAAUCACGGUGGAAAGUUAACCAAGAAGGGACUUGCCAUGGGCACGCUCCAACAGGGAAGAGUUGUGAUGGGAAGGGGAGGUCCCAGCCCCUACAUGUACCAUGAUGGAGAGGAUGGGUAUCUGGUGUGGGGAGGAGAGAGCGAUGAAGCCAAGGCUCAGAGGCAGAAUACAGAAACACUGAUGGGACUCAGACAGCAGGUGGAUCGACUGAAAGCUGAGCUCAUGUAUGAGAGAAGAACUGGUGAGGAGCAGCGGUCACGCUUCGAGGAAGAGAGGAGGGUGUGGCACGAUGAAAAAGAAAAAGUAAUCCGCUACCAAAAGCAGCUGCAGCAGAACUACAUCCAGAUGUAUCGCCGCAACCGUGAUCUCGAGCGAGUGAUGAGAGAGCUGAGUCUGGAGCUUGAGAACAGGGACAUGGAGGACUACGAGGUCCGCAGCGGCAGCAACGACAUCCACUUUGAGGAAAUCACUGCCACAGAAAUCUAAACACACACGCACAUAAUACAAUAAUAUGAACCACAACAUGGAGAAAACUCACUAAAGUCCCUGAAGAUGCAAACCAAACAUUGACCUGUGGACCAAAUGCUGCACUAGCUUCAAUGUGGUGUUACCUGGAGCACUGACCGAGCUCUCAUCACUGUUAAAAAGGGGGACAUAUCCCAAAGGUGCAUUUGUUAUUUCCUGUUAACAAAGGUGUACCCCACUAAUCCUCAUAUGGCUUCUCCUACAAGGUUUGUAUUAGGGUUUUACCUCUAUAAAGCCAGCACAAAGACUGUAUCUUUCUGAGACCAAAAGCAGUGAGGAGUUUGUCAUUGUCAGAAUGUCUUUAAAUCAGGGUAUUUAAAUUAAACAGAAACAUAAAGCAAGAAAUAUAUGAAAUAUCCCCUAAAGAGCAAUCUCAUGAUGAUGCAGUUAAGCUUUUUGGCUGCUUGCAAUAUGAAACCCCUGGCCACCAGCAUGUACAGUAUAUAAUCAGGCUUCAACACAGCAGUUCAGUUACCAGUGACCAAGCUAAACUGUGGCACCACAAACACCAACUUCAAUGCAUUGACAGUUUGGAUUCCUCAUUUAACAACCUGUAAAUACGUUAGAGGACAUCUUGUACUUAAGCGUUAUGGCUGCAGUUUGUUCUAUUACAGCACAUGUGUGGUAACCUGUCCUUCCAGAGAGAAGCAACAUAAUAACUCAUCUCUGCUUAGCUCACUGUGAGAAAAAUAGCAUGAUUUUACCCAUGAUUUCCAGCUCUUCUUUGUUUGGGAUUAGUCUGUUUUCUUCAGAAGAAAAUCGUUUGUUUACUUGACCUCUUACUUGUGGACAACUAGUUCUGUGGUUUCCCCCACCCCCCAAGACUCCAGGACCCAAUAAAAACUAAUCCUCAUUUUGAACUCAUGUUUUUUAGUCAUGCCAGGCCUCAUAAAACUGGUUCAGACAUUGUAGCAAGCCCUUAUUUAGCUCGGAGAAGAGGUGAAGCAUGGCAUAUAUCACUAGGGUUUGUAAAGGAUUCUCCUUUUUCCUUUGUUUUUCUUCCUAUUCUAACUUUCUGCUUUGUUGUUAACUAUUUUAACCUAUCUGCUAUUAGUACCAGAAUUAAACUAAACCUAAACCAUUAUCAAAAGUACAGGAUUGCCAUCUUGUGUGGCAUUACAGAUUAAGUAUGUGCCUAGUUUCUCUUUUGCAUUUCUUUCUUUUUACCGUGACUCACACGGUGCACAUCAAACGUUUACACACAGAAUGAAUAAAGCAGGGUUCCAUUCAAACCUCUGCACCCAAAUCUUUUUUUUUUUUUUUUUCAUUCAUUAAACUAAUUAUCUUAUAAUCGGACCUUCCCUAAAAAGAAUGUCUUCAGUGCAUUAUUGAAGCCCAACACAAUCUUGCCCUUGUUGAGUGUAUGUAAACUUCUGCACUGUACUAGUGUUCUACAUGGUCAUUACUGUCAAAUCAAAGCCAAAACAAAAAACUUGUAGACGUCUUCUGAGAUCCUGCUAGAUGACCUCAUAAUUUUUACUAAAUGCUAUAGGAGAUGAAAGUGGCAUGUUUGCAUGUCUUUGUUUGUAAGAGAUUUCUGAGGAACCAGGCUCAGGUGAAGUGAGAGUUUGCAGAGGUGUUUGCUCUUGCAGUGUUCAAAGCCGACAGGCUUUUCAUGGAGCGUGGAAACAUCCUCACAGUAAAUGCAGGGCUGUGUGUGACACUGAGCAUAGAGAUAUAGGGCUGCUGAGAACUUUAUUUUGCAAAGAGUCUAUAUUAAGGAAUACAAGUCAAGAUAAACGGAAAUCUAUAUAAUGGAGGAAAAGUUGUAUAUUUUUUAUAUAUAUGUAGCACCUGAAUAUAUUUUGCUGUAAUGCUGGUGUAAUGUAGAUCUUAUACCAAUGUUUCAGUUGAUGAAUCAGUUACAAACAGAAGCAUCUGCAGAGAGAAUGUGUGCACCUAAUACUGUAAUGCAUGACAAGUUAAUGUUUACAUUAAAUAAUCUGUGUUAAAAAUCAUACAUUCUGAUGAGCAAACUAGCUGAAAAGCAGGUGAUGAAACCGAAGGGAGUUUUUUUUUUUUUUUUUUACAUUUUGCUCAUCUUUGCCUUUUUGUAAUUUUAUUUUGAGCAAUCCUUAAGUUGAUUUCCAGUAUCAUAAUAUCCAUUGCCUCCUUGUUGCAUUUUGUCACACAGCAUUUGCUUCUAAAGUACAUGAGACCAGUGUUAUUUUGAGGGACGUCUUUAUUAAUCUGAUAGCAGGACUGAUGCAAGCCAAGAAAGUGUUCGUUUUCCAACAUAUUUCAUUUUGCUGCAUCUUAUUACCACUUUCAUUGUGGUUCAUGAAAUAGUCUAGAGUGUUAAGCACUGUGUAUACGUUCUUAUGGUACAGCCAUGGGAAGUAGCUCAGUUUUGGUUAUCCUGCCACAUUCCCUGUAAUCUGACGUAGACUGUUACUCAGCACAUCAGCACAUCAACAAGUACAAGUUCUGACUCAAACACUUAAAGUUUUCACAUAUCUCAGCUUCAAAGUACCAUAACUGUACUGUGUAAAUAUGUACAUCUAGCAGUAUUACCGUGUCGCUGUCUUUUAUUUAGACAAAAUAUCUAUUUCCAACGUAGCCACUGUGACUAGACCAAAGCAACGUAACAUUUCUUUUGUUUUUUUGUUAAAUUUUUUUAUCCUUUUGUGAGCAUUAAUUUUGUAUUUUUACUUUCUCUGUGAUGUCAUUAAUUCAUAAAGUAUGUAGCUGUCUGUGUAUAUUUUUAUGUGUACAUUACUUGUACAAAUGACAGUGUUUUUAAUUAAAGAGCAAGUGGUCACACCUUAAAAUUGA
Messenger RNA from Girardinichthys multiradiatus, 5504 nucleotides. RefSeq names its product leucine zipper putative tumor suppressor 2 homolog. The transcript is spliced from 9 exons. Gene Ontology annotation, biological process: cell division; negative regulation of canonical Wnt signaling pathway. NCBI's taxonomy places the organism in Eukaryota, Metazoa, Chordata, Actinopteri, Cyprinodontiformes, Goodeidae. The record is from RefSeq and is a predicted model, not a curated record. The coding region runs from base 354 to 2690 and encodes 778 amino acids.